Molecule: messenger RNA, 5736 nt
Organism: Hippoglossus stenolepis (Pacific halibut)
Lineage: Eukaryota; Metazoa; Chordata; Actinopteri; Pleuronectiformes; Pleuronectidae
Product: dehydrogenase/reductase SDR family member on chromosome X-like
Exons: 7
Coding region: 703-1575 (290 amino acids)
Source: RefSeq, a predicted model, not a curated record
ACUAAUCAACCUGUUUGCUGACAAGUGCAGCAGCUCGGCGCGCAAUUUGGGACUUCUCUCCACUCUUGAGUCUAGAGACGUCUCUGCUGGAUUUGAGUCUGAACCUCCACCUGCUGGAUUUCAUCGCGUUAUCCAGCGAUCGCCUGCUUCCUCACUGCUGUGUCCUCUGCUGUGCGACAGGCAGAGACAGAGAGGACCUGUGGACUGACAGCCCACUCACUCCUGCGCCGCUCUUCUAUCCGGGGAAGCCCCUCCACGCGUUGCGCGCCUGGAUCGCCGGCAGCCCAUAUAGGAUACCUUCGCGGCGUGGAGUGCGGGUGCAUGUGCGUCGGGGUCUAAAUGUGUAAGUUCGCGCACGGCAAAGCUCCGGGCUCCGUCCUCAACAGUUGCCACCGGAGCGGAGGAGAGGAGCGGAGGAGAGCGAGGGAGACAGCGGACUGAGGACGGACGGACGGAGCCCCUCUGCACGCCGCUUCUGCCCGGCUCUGCUCCUGACAUGCAGUCGAUCAUCUCUCCGGUGACAAAGGCCAUCCUCGUCGCGCUCUUCAUCUUCGCCAUACUCCUCAUCCUCUAUGUGAUCCUCUGGUACAUCUGCAGGGACGUGGACUGCGACCACGGCAUCUGAGGACUCCGUUAAAAAAAAAAACGGGAAUAACGGGGAUUUCGCGAUGGGGCGCGCAGAGGAGCCCAGGGUCAUCCCUGAUGCCCAGACAAGAUGGCAAGGUUGCCAUAGUGACAGGUGGGGGCAGGGGAAUCGGCUAUGAGGUAGUCCGCCACAUGGCCAGACUGGGCGUGCACGUUAUCAUAGGUGGGAGGGAUGAGCGUGAGGGCCUGGCAGCCGUCAGAAGGAUCUGUGAGGAGUAUAAAGAGGCCAAAGUCGAGUUCAAGAAGCUGGACCUCGCCUCUUUGCAGUCUGUCCAUCAAUUUGUCCAACGCUUCAAGCAGCAGGGCCUGCCACUAAACAUUCUUAUCAAUAAUGCGGGUGUCAUGCUGGUUCCCGAGUGCCGCACUGAAGAUGGAUUUGAGCAGCACUUCGGGGUGAACUACCUGGGUCACUUCCUGUUGACCUGGCUGCUCCUGGACACACUGAAGGAUUCUGGGAAGUGUGGUCACUUCUCUCGUGUGGUCAACGUCUCCUCCUCCGCCCACCGCAUCGGCGAGGUCCGACUUAACGAUUUAAACAGCCGCCAGUGUUAUUCAGCUCAUGCUGCUUACUGUCACAGUAAACUGGCCCAGCUGGUAUUUAGCUCCCACCUCCACCAGGAGCUGCAGUACGGAGGCUUCCCAGUGACUUCAUGUGCUGUGGACCCUGGCAUGGUGGACACUGCUCUCUACUGCCACCUCUGGAAGCCCCUCCACCUGGCACACAGCGCCCUAGCUCCCCUGCUUCUGAAGACCCCUGUAGAGGGCGCUGCCACUGUGUUGCACGCUGCCCUAUCACCAGCCCUGGAGGGGGAGUACGGAGAAGGCUACUGGUCCAAUGGGUGCAGGGAGAUGACAACACCCCGGACCUUUGACCCCCAGCUCAAGCUGAGCCUCUGGGAGACCAGCCUCCAGUUACUGGGACUGCAGUAGCAAGAUAACCACGGGCGACCAACAGGACUAAGUAAACGUCAGACACAGACCCUUAACUCGGACGAACCCGCCGCUUUCCUCUUCCUCCUCCUCCCUUCUUUUCUGUAUUUUUUUCUCUGUCCAUAUCUCACAUCGAGGUGUUUGUAGCGAUUUAUUUUGACGAUCUUGCAAUCCACCGCUGGACUGUGAUUGGUUAUUUGGGAAGGCAAGACCUUGUUUUUGUUCCAGACCUGCCAAAGAAGGGCUACAGGGGACGGAAGACAUGUUUUUUGUUUGUCACUGUGAGCGAGCUAACAUACGCACAUGUGUAAACACACUUGAGGGUUAGAUGGAUAUAUGAUUUUGCGGUCAUAGAUACUGGGAAGUUGACAUCGGAUUAUUUCCUGAUUUUUAGCAAAUCUAGCCAGAGAAACUACGUUGACGUAUUCAAAAAACCCACAAUGACACCUGCUCCACUCUGCCUUAAUGUCAUUACUCUGGAUUUCAAUAAAGACUUUCAAAAUACUUAAAUAGUUUUUCAGAGGUUUUACAAUGCAGUUAUUUAAUUAUUAUUACAUUAAAUUCUUGUUUGAGUAUGGAAAUAGAUUAAAAAGCAAAAUUCUGGUUCUAUACUAGCUGCAAAAUCACAUGUCGGUCAAACCCUCACAUACACAAACACAAACACAUACUCAUACACCAUCAAAAUUAUUAGAUUCUUCAGAUCUGAACCCAACUUGCUGUGGGCGGAGGAAUAUGAUGUCAUCACUUUGCUUUCACACAUCGUAAUGCUUUUCGCAGCUCAUGUUUCCAUCCCCUCCCGUUUUACUGGGAGCACCUUGUUCUUUUUGUAACACCCUUGUGCUUUUACUGGUUACUGCUGUACUGAGUCCUCAUGUUAACUGCUGGUCGUAGUUGUGUGUGAUAAGUUGUGUUUUGAGGAUGCUGGGAAAACGUCAUCAUCAGCUCCUCUGUCCUUUGUCCCUCUUCAACUCAGCAAUCCAACAAAAGACAUUCCUACAGACUGAAGGGGGAUACGGGAAAACCCUGAAAUACAGAAGAGUAAAAGUAGGGCAGAUUUGGAACGAUUUCCUCUGUAGACUUGACAAUGACACGUUUCUGUAUUUGUCUGCUCAGAAACAAAGAAAAUGGAAGGAGGCAGAACCAAUCCCCACCUUGCUCUGAGUCUGUCCCGGUUUUCCUUUGUGAUCAGUGUUAAUCGGUUUUACUGCGCCUGUGAUAAAUGUGUUUGUGCUUUAUGCACGAGUUAAGCAUCGACUCAUGCUAUAGACCCAAAUCAAAGAUAGCACAACAAUGGCCGGUCCAGGAGGAACAGCAACAGAAAGGAGAGUGAGGGAAAUCAAAUUUUUUCCAUAAUUCAAGCUGUGUUGGUUCCUCAUUGCUGCUGCUGCUGCGUCUGCUUCUGCUUCCUCAUUUGGCGCCGCUCCCAGUGCAUUGUGGGAUUGAGAUUUCCCAGUGGUGAGAAUCAAACUCCAUCUGCCGAGCUGACACACUCACUCUCAAACAUUGGAUGCAGUACUGUAUAUCCAGGCCCAGGCUUAUCUAAACAAGCACACAGCAUGUCUGUCUCUCAUUCAGGAAAACACUCCUACACACACACGCAAAGAUAUAACACACAGCCAUAACGCCAUUGCCACUGUGAUUAACCAUUUUAGCUGUGAAGAUGAAAAGUUUUAUCUCAAACUGACCAGAUUUGGCUGAAAACCCUUCCACCACGUGCCAUCCCAUCGCUGUAUCUGUUGGAUGUGUGUGUUGUUGCUUUUUACACUGCCACCAAGCGUCCAGCGUUCAUUAUGAUCUGCCGUAUGUGAAGCAAUAGCAUCACUGUGGUACUGUAGCUCAUUCAGCCAGUAGCACAGAGCAGGACAUUCAGACCCAGGACCAUGAGAUUCUAUCAAAGAAAAACAAAAACAGCGUCACGUUACGUAAAUAUCACAAAUUCAGAAUUUCUUUGGUGACAGUAAUGUGCAUUCUUUACAAUUAUAUUUAAAAGAUGUCACCAAUUUCAAAACCAGUUUGACGACCUGUAAUUGGUCUGGUUUGUGUGAUAUGAUUACCAGUGAUGGCUCCCAUUAGCACAUGGACCUGGUAGAAAUGACAUGAUCAUAUAAUUUGACCAAGAUUACCUAAAAGCUCCAUUAAGCAGCCAACCAUUAGUUAAUGGACUGUAGGGUCAUGUGCUGUUAUAUUUGAACAUGGACUCUGUGGGUCCAUUUUUAGACUAAUGCAUUGUCCAUGUUAUAAAGAGUCGAAGAGGGCAGUGUUGUUUAUGACAGAUCUAGGCUGGUAGGAGAUGUGCAUGUCUGUUCUGGUUUUCAGACGUAUUCAGGCAAAUACAUCAAAUAUUUAUAUUAUAUAUAUAUUAUAUAACAGCAUAAUAACUGUUACUUGGAUAAUAAUAUGAAUCAACUUGUACAUGUGGGAACCUGAUAACUAUGAUGUCACAGGAACGCAGCAUAACUAGCAAAACACAUCACACCUUGAAUUGAUUCUGAUUGGCUCUCAUUAUAGAGGCACUACAAUGUGGCCAAUCAGGACCAUGUGUUGUAUGUGGCAUGGGUGGAACCUCCACCAGCAGAUUUACCUCAUUCGAAUGAGAGUUAGAUUUUUCAGCCAAUCAGGGUUCAGUCUGACGAGAACUCAGAUUCAGUUAAAUUCAGCUUUUAGUGUAACUACGUUACUUUUGCAAAAUAUCACGAAUGGAAAUCCAACAGAAUAAAAUGGGACAUUUAAAAUUCUAAUUUAAAGCAAUCAUGAGUUAGAUUAGUUUUUCUAUUGUAGCAGUCAUGUGGGAACUGACUGUAAAUGCCAGCAAUACUCUUCAGUUUUUAAGAUGUUAUUUUUUGGGUCGUCUAACUGCUCAUUGCCUCGGUGCUUCCUUGUUUUACUGUGGAUCCUUGAGGCUCCUGUAGAGUACUGACAAAAUAACCAACAACCAAACUUAGUUCUCAAGUGAAACAAACGUGCGUGUGUCCCCUUCACACAAAUGACAAACACCAGCUUACCACUCAGCAGCACUCAUUUAACGUACAAGGCUCCGGUGCGAGCUACGUCCCGUCACAGAGCUACCGUGCUUUCCCACAAUCCAGCUGCUAUGAUAGAUGUUAUUUAAAAAAGCAAACCUAAGUGGGGGGGCGUCUGCACACAAGAUUUUCCUUGUUCUUGUUAUGUCAGCUUAACGAGAAGAGGAGUGGGGGGGGUCUAAAUUAUCGAUGAUUACCUUGUUAUAUAUUUAGCGGACUUGUCAAGAACUCUGCGCAGACGGGACAGCACAGUGAACUUUCUGAACUUGAAUUGCAAAUAUAGAAGAAGAGCAACAUAAAAAAAAAAAAGAAACAUCUCAAGUGACGUUCCGUGAUAUUGUCUGUAUGUUAUCUACUCGUAAAAUUUCAAAAAGCCGCUGGACGUGGACCAGUGGAGCUGUAUGUUGACUAAAAACGCUCUAAUAGCCAUUCUUCUGACUGACCUGGGAUUACAUUUAUAUUAAAUGUUCUGGUCCCAAGUUCUGCGAUUCCCUAAAUGUGUAUAUGUAAAGGAAGAGAUCAUAUAAAGACGUAUACAGUGGGAAGGUUUCCAGAUGAACUGAGUCCUUACUCUGGAGCAGGUAUGAGAAAACACAUGCAGACAUUUUUCUGUCCUUUCAUCUUUUUAUGCAUGGGCCCGUACACCAUUUUCUCCUUUUGCUAUGAGUGCGACCUUUAGCUCGAGACCCUGCGGGGGGGCCGCAGAAGGCAGAUGUUCCCACCUCAAAUCCAGUGUAAACAUUCAGUCCAUCUGGGCGCCAGAGGAUUUCCUGAAGAUGUUUUUAUUUUCUAAAUCGUUAUUUUGUCGUUGUUGAGAUUUAAUACAUUUUAUUGCUUUUGCUGUGCCUAUGAAGAAAAUCUCCCUCAUACGUGUGUAUACUGUGAAAUUUUUCCAUGUAGAAAUGAGCUCGUAGAAACUGUGAUACUGUCUCGUCCUGUGCAUUUUGCUGUAAGUUCUUUCUUCUCGAGUGAAGGGAAUGAAGAGUGUGUGCGUGUGUGUGUGUGCGUGCGUGCGUGCGAGUGUGUGUGUCUAGAUUAGGGAGUCCAUGUCCAUGUUUUUCGUCGAUGGUUGUGACAUUCCAGCAGCAGCCACCACCUUUUCUAUUAUCCAAAGCCUCUCAAUAAACAUAUCAUUGUGCCA